Messenger RNA from Triticum turgidum subsp. durum (durum wheat), 1479 nucleotides. NCBI's taxonomy places the organism in Eukaryota, Viridiplantae, Streptophyta, Magnoliopsida, Poales, Poaceae. The record is from the annotation of a GenBank genome assembly.
AUGGCGGCGGCGGCGGGCAGGGGCGGGGGGCCGAGGCGCACGACGCGGGUGGGCCCCUACGAGCUCGGCAAGACCGUCGGCGAGGGCAGCUUCGCCAAGGUCAAGAUCGCCAAGGACACCCGCAACGCCGCCACCUGCGCCAUCAAGGUGCUCGACCGCAACCACGUCCUCCGCCACAAGAUGGUCGAGCAGGUCUCUCUCAUGGUCGAGAUUCUCUGUCCGUCCGUCCGUGGGGAUUGUUUUUCCGGUGUCAUCCUUGCUCAUGAUUUUUGGUUGUUAUUAAGAUCUGAUCAGAUUAUGGACGCUGACCGCCUAUUCCCGCCUUUUCAGAUUAAACGGGAGAUCGCCACAAUGAAGCUAAUACGACAUCCAAAUGUGGUCCAGCUGCAUGAGGUGAUGGCUAGCAAAUCAAAGAUAUACAUGGUUCUUGAGUUUGUUGAGGGAGGCGAGCUUUUUGAUAAGAUCGUCAAUUCUGGGAAGCUAGGAGAAGAUGAAGCAAGACGAUACUUCCACCAACUUAUAAAUGCGGUUGAUUAUUGUCAUAGUCGUGGAGUGUACCAUAGAGAUCUCAAGCCAGAAAAUCUGCUCCUUGAUUCAUAUGGAGCUCUCAAAGUUUCAGAUUUCGGUCUCAGCGCAUUUUCUCCGCAAACAAAAGAGGAUGGACUUCUGCAUACUGCUUGUGGAACUCCCAAUUAUGUUGCACCUGAGGUGCUUGCUGAUAAAGGUUAUGAUGGUAUGGCUGCUGAUGUGUGGUCCUGUGGCAUAAUCUUAUUUGUCCUUAUGGCUGGAUAUUUGCCCUUUGAUGACCCCAACUUAAUGACUCUGUAUAAAUUGAUCUCCAGAGCUAAUGUUUCUUGUCCACCAUGGUUUUCUACCGGUGCGAGGAAUCUUAUUAAGCGCAUUCUCGAUCCCAAUCCUCACACUAGGAUAACAAUCGCCCAAAUUUUGGAAGAUGAAUGGUUCAAAAAGGACUAUAAACCACCACAUUCUGAGCACAAUGAAGAUGUGAGCCUUGAAGAUGUCGAUGCUGCAUUCGAUAGUUCAGAGGAACACCUUGUGGCGGAGAGGAGAGAGAAACCAGAAUCCAUGAAUGCAUUUGCUCUUAUUUCAAGGUCUGAGGGAUUCAACCUCGGAAAUUUGUUUGAGAAAGAGAUGAUGGGGAUGGUAAAGCGGGAAACAUCCUUUGCGUCGCAACGUACACCACAAGAGAUCAUGUCUAAAAUAGAGGAAGCCUGUGGCCCUCUUGGUUUCAAUGUGCGGAAACAAAAUUAUAAGAUGAAACUGAAAGGUGACAAGACAGGAAGAAAAGGCCAUUUAUCUGUAGCAACGGAGGUUUUUGAGGUUGCUCCAACACUCCAUAUGGUUGAACUUCGUAAAACUGGAGGGGACACCUUGGAGUUUCACAGUUUCUACAAGAAUUUCUCGUCAGAACUAAAAGACAUUGUGUGGAAAACUGAAUCCAACACAAUUGCGAAAUAG